AGGAGAAGGUCAUAAGAAGCAGAAGAAGAAAGCGCUCUGCUAUGCUACUGUAGCUGUAUCAUUUUUCCUUGACGUGGUUCAAAGUAGUUAGUUUGGAAAGGGCAGGAUUUUGCCGAAUCAGCUGCCACAGCAUGGAUAGCUUGCCAGCAGACUCCGGAUCCCGAGCGGCGGGAGCUGCAAAUAGUCCGGCUCGUCUCAGUAUUGGAGAAAUUGAGUACGACCACUCCCAGAUCGGUGAUGGUGGCUCUGUUGGUGCAGUCACUGGAAUUGAGAAUUUCGAGGCUGAGUUUGAGAGAAAGCGUCUCAGAUUAGCGGAGGUCGAGGAGGAUGCCCGACAAAUACGCCUGGAUCUAGCAGCUAAAGAUGAUGAGAUUCGAUUGCUGCGUGAAGAACUUGGCCUCACACCACUGGCACAGAUCAAACAAGCAGUGACAUCAUCAGUACCCUAUCAGAAAACCAUGGAGAUUGGCGAUCGGGUCGCCAGCUCGGAAGCCUAUAAGAAAACACAAAGCACCUUGUCCGAAGUCGGUACAAAGACGGGUGAAUUGCUAAAGACGGCUGGUGCCAAGACAUCAGAUGCAUUCAGCCAAGCUUCUCAGAACUUACAGGAGAGUGAAACGCUGAACGAUAUUGGAGCCAAGCUACGCUUAGCUUCGUCCAGGAUUAAGAGCUCUUUCAGCAAAGAAUCACCUGAGUCCCCAUCUGUAUCUACUCCUGGUAUUGUUGAGGAUGUGACAGAACCCACGGCUACUGAUUAACAAGUUACAUUCUCUCUCUCUCUCUCUCUCUCUCUCUCUCUCUCUCUCUCUCUCUCUCUCUCUCUCUCUCUCUCUCUCUCUCUCUCUCUCUCUCUCUCAGGCUAUUGUAUUUGUCUUCUGUUUUGUCUGACGUGCUUGCGGCUGCGUGCACACACGUCUAUGUGAGCGCUACUUAGUGCAUGCUCUCCGCUUUGCACGCACGCACACACACACACACACACACACACACACACACACUCCUAGCUACACUGCCCCAUUCUCCACACCGUACGGAUAUCUUCGUUAUCAAGUGCUCCGCGGCACCGUGAAACGCCUGCCGGUAUUCUUUGCCCCCCCCCCCCCAUACAAUAUAGUGAGUGAUUAUUCAAACGUGCAGUUGUCUUCCUGCCCUCCCCAGAAUAUGCAUUCAUUCAUUUAGGGUAUUUAUUGGAAAGGGUGAUUUCCGAGUCUGUUUUGCGAAUGGCCGCAAUGCCGGGUUUGCCCACCUUCUAUCUCGAAUUUAUUAUCAUUUUGGAUUUGUCAGGCACAUCUCGUUUGCGUGUCAAGCGCAGAGUGGAGUACUAUUUUCUAGCCUGGAGCAGUUCUGUACCAGUAUGAUUUUUUUUCAUCAAAUAAUUGAACAUUGAGUUAUUUACAAUAUGGGAAUAGGAAAGCAAUCGAGCCCACUUCACUUGGCGAAUGCCGUCAAGUCCUUCUUAUUCUUUAUUUUUUCCUUCAUUUUGAAUACUUUCCAAUAUGAUCAUGGUUCAAGCUAGAGCCUGCAGCAGGAGUAGUAAAAGUAGAUAUUUUACUACUCCCUGGCCUGCACUAACCGGA
This is a messenger RNA of Sycon ciliatum, 1574 nucleotides long. RefSeq lists its product as uncharacterized. Bases 132 to 758 code for a protein of 208 amino acids. The record is from RefSeq and is a predicted model, not a curated record. The transcript is spliced from 6 exons. NCBI's taxonomy places the organism in Eukaryota, Metazoa, Porifera, Calcarea, Leucosolenida, Sycettidae.